AUGGCCAACACCCUGAAAUCUAUGCCAUCCGUCAAAUUGAAUGACGGCACGUGUGUUCCCCAGCUUGGAUAUGGCUGCGGCACAGCUUGGUAUAAGAAGGAAGGGGACACUAGUAUCAACCGAGAGCUCGUUGAAUCCAUCAAAGAUGCUAUCCGACUGGGGUAUCUCCACCUUGAUGGUGCCGAGACUUACAGAACUGAGCCUGAGCUUGGUCUUGCCAUCAAGGAGAGUGGCGUGGAACGAGAUAAGCUAUUCGUAACCACUAAGGUGAGCGUAAACAUCGCAGAUAUUCCGAGGGCAAUCGACGCAAGUCUAGAAAAGCUUCAGCUGGAUUACGUUGAUCUGUAUCUAAUUCACUCGCCUUUUUUCGCCAGCUCAUCUAGCGACCUUCAAACAGCCUGGGCUGCUAUGGAGCAGGUGAAGGCCGCUGGAAAGGCACGGUCAAUUGGCGUGUCUAAUUUCCUGCAAAGCCAUUUGGAGGCUAUUUUGGAGACAGCCACAGUUCCGCCAUCCAUCAACCAGAUUGAAUUCCAUCCCUAUCUACAGCAUGGCAAUCUACUCGACUUUCAUAAGAGCCAAGGCAUCCAAACAGCAAGCUAUGGGCCUUUAACUCCUAUCAUCCGAUCAAAGGGAGGGCCAGUGGAUGACCUGCUGCCACAUCUGGCCAAAAAAUAUGCAGUCAGUGAAGGGGAGAUCCUCCUGAGAUGGUCCAUAGACCGUGGCUGUAUAACAAUCACGACUAGUAGCAAAGAAUCCCGCUUGAGCAGCUAUUUGCGCGCCUUAACCUUUCAGUUGACUCCUAGGGAGAUUGAUGAUAUUUCCGCUGCGGGGCAGCAGAAGCAUUUCAGGGCAUUUUGGCAGGGAAAGUUCGCGUCAGAAGAUCGUUCGUGA
Molecule: messenger RNA, 891 nt
Organism: Aspergillus luchuensis
Lineage: Eukaryota; Fungi; Ascomycota; Eurotiomycetes; Eurotiales; Aspergillaceae
Product: aldo/keto reductase
Exons: 3
Coding region: 1-891 (296 amino acids)
Molecular function (GO): oxidoreductase activity, acting on NAD(P)H as acceptor
Source: RefSeq, a predicted model, not a curated record